AUGUUGAACUCCCAGUACCUCUCUCUCUUCCAGCAGAGCACGGGCAUCGCUGAUCCUCACUGCGAUCCCUGUGCCAUUGCUCGGAAGGCGGCACGCUUUGCCCGGAAGAUCGCGUCGGAGGAGUUUCCGGGCUCCAUUCCGGAGGUCGACGUGACCUUCCACGGGAAGGCGGACGCCCGGACUCUACCGCUGGUGCCCUCGUAUUUGAUGUAUAUCUUGAUGGAGCUGCUGAAGAACAGCGUUCGAGCAGUGGCUGAGCAGCACCAGCUGGGCUCGCCGCAAGCACCGGUGCCUCCCAUCGUGAUCCGCGUGGCCAGCGACGAGUCGCAAGUGGUGAUGGACAUCUUCGACCGCGGCGGGGGCAUCCCCUUCCCGCUCCAGCAGAAGGUCUGGAGCUACAUGUACUCCACCCGGAGGGGCACCCGCGGGGCGGUGGACAGCGAAGCAUCGGAGGCCACGCCCUUGGCGGGCUUCGGUGUGGGCUUGCCUUUGUCCCGGCUCUAUGCCGAGUACAUUGGUGGCUCCUUGCAGCUGGUGAGCAUGUGUCCCGUCCAAACGGUUCGGACUGCAUGCGUUCCUGUUCCUGGAGAGGUCUGA
Durusdinium trenchii is the source of this 597-nucleotide messenger RNA. The record is from the annotation of a GenBank genome assembly. NCBI's taxonomy places the organism in Eukaryota, Dinophyceae, Suessiales, Symbiodiniaceae.